UUUUUUUCUAACUUGCGACGACUACGUCUGGCCGUUGUGCUCUGCUGCCGCCAUUGUACGAUCGAACGACUCCCCCUCCUUCGUCCGCCCAACCGGCCGGCGCCUCCUUUUCGCCAGACACAACACAUCGUCCUUCACAGCAGACCAUGAACGGCUUCCCGUCAAGUACGCCGCCCGCGGGCGGGUCCGGCGCGGGCGCGAUGCUGCCGGGCGGCACGUCGCAGGACCCCAACGUCAGAGCUGUACGUGCGCCGCCGCCGGCCCCAUACUCGCGAUGCUGGGAUGCCCCGCGGAACGGGGGGCACGUCCGUCCCCGCGCUCAGAGCGUGGUGGUACGAAGUCGAUGGCUGAUGCUAACCCGCUUUCUUCAACAGGUACAAGCCGCGAUGGAGUCGUGCAUGGGCAAGUCAGUCAUGUCGGGCGUCAUGGGCUUCGGCAUGGGCGGUCUGUUUGGCAUGUUCAUGGCCUCUAUGUCCUACGACACCCCCUUCGGCAGCCCCGUCACCAACUCCGCCGGGCAGAACCUCACGUCGAUGCCCCUCCGCCAGCAGCUCAAGGCCGGCUUCAAGGACAUGGGCACGCGCUCCUACUCCAUGGCCAAGAACUUCGGCAAGGUCGGCGCUCUCUUCUCGGGCAUCGAGUGCGGCAUCGAGGGCCUGCGCGCCAAGAACGACCUCGCCAAUGGCGUCGCCGCCGGGUGCCUCACCGGCGCCAUCCUCGCCAAGAACACGGGCCCCACGGGCAUGGCCGGCGGGUGCGCUGCGUUCGCCGCGUUUAGCGCCGCCAUCGACGCCUGGAUGAGGCAGCCCAAGGAGGACUAGAGGGUCGGGAACCAACCGGCCGUCCCGCUUGGAGGCGGAUCGCAUGUAGGUUAAAGAAGAGGAGGCGGGGUUGCCGUGUAGCAUUAUAAAGGGGGGGUGGUGGGUGGCGUCGUUGUUGCUUUCGUGCGGGCGUUUCGGGGUCAUCCUCAUAGAGCAUCUGGGUUAGGCGUUGGGAGAAGUACAUCUCUCCACUUUGGAUUUACGAGGGUUUGGGGGAGGGGGGUUUCGCGGAUAUGCAUCUGCGCAGCGCAUAUAUCCCUGGGCAGUCGUCAUCGGCCGCGUGAGGCACCGAGGCUGCGAGACGCAGCGUGUACAUGCACCAAUAAACAGGCAUGCAUUGGUCUGCCAUCUGUGC
Molecule: messenger RNA, 1176 nt
Organism: Purpureocillium takamizusanense
Lineage: Eukaryota; Fungi; Ascomycota; Sordariomycetes; Hypocreales; Ophiocordycipitaceae
Gene: TIM22
Product: Mitochondrial import inner membrane translocase subunit tim22
Exons: 2
Coding region: 147-821 (224 amino acids)
Biological process (GO): protein insertion into mitochondrial inner membrane
Cellular component (GO): TIM22 mitochondrial import inner membrane insertion complex
Molecular function (GO): transmembrane protein transporter activity
Source: RefSeq, a predicted model, not a curated record